AUGACAUUAGAAACGCCACAGAUAUACAAGUUUCCACCUCUUUAUACUCCUCAAACGAACAAAUUAAUCAGAAAGCAGCAGUUGCAAACCUGGGAAUCCAUAAUAUUACAGACGUGCGCGCAACUCUCAAAAUGGUGUAUAAACAAAAAUGGCAAGAUUUAUGACCAAAGUACGGGGGAACUACUAAUAUCGAUAUUCGAAAACCCUGAAAUACAACGAGCUUGUAGCCUAGAAUUUCAGCAAGAAAUUUGGGCGUACAUGCUACAAAAUGAGACUGCAUUACAAUUAAAAGAAUCCGAGGAUUCCAACAUGAUAGCUAUAUUCUGGGAAUCACUAGACUCAUGGAGCUCUACCAUUCUAGAAUGGUGUGAAACUAGUGGGAAACUCAACCAGGUAAUUACCAUAUAUGAAAUCUGUGAGAGUGACGAAAACACCAAUUGCAAAUUCUACGGAAUGCCUAGUUCAUUUUGCCUUUUGGUGCUUCAUAGACUAGUUGAUCGUAAUAGAGCUACGUUACUAAAAGACCAAGGGAAGAUUGUUGGUGUCAAAAUAGUAUGA
This is a messenger RNA of Kluyveromyces lactis, 558 nucleotides long. It is a transcript of the gene VPS25, whose product is annotated as ESCRT-II subunit protein VPS25. The record is from RefSeq and is a predicted model, not a curated record. Bases 1 to 558 code for a protein of 185 amino acids. Gene Ontology annotation, cellular component: ESCRT II complex. Gene Ontology annotation, biological process: protein transport to vacuole involved in ubiquitin-dependent protein catabolic process via the multivesicular body sorting pathway. Gene Ontology annotation, molecular function: protein homodimerization activity; structural molecule activity. NCBI's taxonomy places the organism in Eukaryota, Fungi, Ascomycota, Saccharomycetes, Saccharomycetales, Saccharomycetaceae. The transcript has a single exon.